This is a messenger RNA of Spirodela intermedia, 3855 nucleotides long. NCBI's taxonomy places the organism in Eukaryota, Viridiplantae, Streptophyta, Magnoliopsida, Alismatales, Araceae. The record is from the annotation of a GenBank genome assembly.
AUGCUGAUGGAGUACGUGUUCGGGGUGGUGGUGGCCUCUCUUCUCGGUUUUCUGCUGAUGUUCCCGUUUCAGGGGAAGAGUAGGGAGGGAGGGAUGAAACGGAAUGCCGAGAUCCAGGGGAGGUUGUCGAAGGUCGCUGAGUGCGGAUCAGAAGCGGCCUGUGAGGGCUCGUCGGAUGUUAUCGUUGUCGGAGCCGGAGUUGCCGGCUCCGCGCUUGCAUGCGCUCUUGGAAAGGUGAGAUCACAAGUCUCCGUUUGAUGCUCGUGAUGGGGUUGUCCAUCGUUUUUUCCUCUCAGAGAACGGAUGGUCAUUUCUUUGUGUUUUUUAAAUGUGUUUCAAAGAAAUGGGGGUCUAGAAUAUGCGCUCGGAGUCUCUGGAGAGAGUUUUUUUCUUCGGAAGAACAACUUUUCAUGGUCGAUGGCGUCCUGGACUUUUUCUCUUCCUUGUUCACCACUAUGGACUGAUAGUGCACUGCGGAUUGGUCGGCUCGCUGGUUUUCCUUGUAAUAUGCGGAAGGUUUCCCGGUAUCUUUCGAGCCUUGAAAGCUCCGUGACGUCGGUGUGGUUGUCGACUUCUCUGUUGUACAUUUCGGUCCGUCGAAGUAUACAAGCUGUUUGUCUUUUGCUUGUGCCUAAUGGCUCACCAUUUCAAUGGCUCACCAUUUCCUUCACGUGGACCACGGGAAAUGGACAGAGGAUCUGUGAAAGUUCGGACUUAAUCUGGCUCUUUUUGUCGCCUGCAGGAUGGACGUCGAGUUCGUGUUAUCGAGAGGGAUCUGAGUGAGCCGGACAGGAUUGUUGGGGAGCUGUUACAACCCGGAGGGUACUUGAAACUAGUUGAAUUGGGUCUCGAAGGUAAGUUUGCAAAUUAUUUUUCUAUCAUGUGAAGUUUAACCUAAAAAUAUUUGAAUUUUUUUCUGGCCGCCAAUUCGUCUGUCUAUUAACAUUAGUACGAAAUAUAUAACUGGAUAGGAGUCUCGGUUGGAUAGUGAAGAACAUCUUUUCAUUAAUCUAGAAUGUGCUGUAGAUACCUCCCCCCCUCCUCUCUCUCUCUCUCUCUCUUGGGGUCAAUAAUCACAUAGAAGGUCGAACAUCUCCUCAGGGGCAUGGGAAUGGGGUUCAUUCGAACUCAUCAUGGGUUAGAAAAGGGUGUUGUCAUCGUUUCAUAUUUUUGUGUUUCACGUAAGCUUUCUACCAUCCAACUGUUUUGUUCUGUGCAGACUGUGUUGAAGAGAUUGACGCCCAGCGGGUAUUUGGCUAUGCACUUUUCAAAGAUGGAAAGAACACGAAACUUUCAUAUCCCUUGGAAAACUUUCACAGUGAUGUUGCUGGGAGGAGCUUUCAUAAUGGGCGCUUCAUACAGAGGAUGCGAGGGAAAGCUGCCUCUAUCCCCAAGUAUAUAUCUCUUUUUCUGACUCAGGAUAUUGUGUUUCAUCAUUCUAACUCCUCUUAAUUAAUAUUUCGCGCUACAGUACGUUACUCUGACACUAUUAAGUAUUUAAUCUACGAAGAAAUUCAGUGCAAAUUGAAGUUGUUUGGUAUCUUUAACAUCCCAAGACCUACGAUUGUUCUCAUGGUGCAAGUUUCUGGAGUGGAAAAUUGUCCUCCAAGCCAUGAAAGACGAAUCAUAACAUGCUCACACUUGGGGGAACAUAUGCGUGUGCAUAGUUCGGGCACACUUUUUUCUCGAGUGGACAACACCAUGUGGAGCAGCAGCCCAUUAUUACUCUAAUAGUUCAAAGAACAAGAACUACUCCUCGUUAAUGUGUGUCUGCAUGCAUGCAUGCACGCAUGGAGGAAUCUAGAGAAAUGCCCUCUCCCCUCCUCUCUGCCACGUGAUCUGGUUGCAUAAUAUCAUCAAUUCUAUUUAACUUAUUCGGCCUGUCAUCCGGCUAGUUCAUCUCUUUCUCACCAUUCAGUUUCAUGCAUAGUUUGUGGUUGGUUUCGUAAGUAACCAAGCAUCAGAGGUUUCCUCUGAUGCCUACAGAUGGACAUGGUUAGAUGGGGACAAUAAUUCCCAGGAACAGUUGGAAUAUUUCGUUUAUGAAUAGUGCUUAUCUUGUUCUGGUGUGAUAUUAGUUUCUUAAACGAGAAUAGUUUUUAUCUGCAAUCAUAAUAAGGAUUGUCUUUCCUGUGUCAACCUUCCUGUUCAUUCAUCCCUUUAACUUGAAAUUCGUUUCUUCCAGUGUUAGUUUGGAGCAAGGGACUGUAACGUCAUUGAUCGAAGAAAAUGGAGCUGUGAGGGGAAUAUCAUACAAGACUAAGAAUGGAGAAGAGCUAAAAGCAUAUGCGCCUCUUACGAUCGUAUGUGAUGGUUGCUUCUCAAAUCUGCGACGCUCUCUUUGCUCCCCAAAGGUGAAAUUCAGUCUCACUGGUGCAAUUAUAAUUCCCGAGUGUAUAAGCCUUUGCUUAUUAUUACUGCUGCGGAUUGUGAUCUAAAAACAUCUCUACUCCGCAGGUAGACGUGCCCUCCUUUUUUGUGGGCUUGGUCCUGGAGAACUGCCAACUGCCAUAUCCAAACCAUGGGCACGUCAUCCUUGCUGAUCCUUCGCCUAUUCUAUUUUAUCCAAUCAGCAGCACUGAAGUCCGUUGCUUGGUUGACGUUCCCGGGCAGAAGGUCCCUUCCGUAGCGAAUGGCGAAAUGGAGAUCUAUCUGAAAACUUCAGUGGCACCCCAGGUACAUGAGUUUUCAGAUAUACAAUAAUUGAACAUAAAUCAGGACUGUCCAUUUUGUUUGCUGUGCUCGUCCUAUACUUAGAAUCUUACUCUGUGCGAUAUUGUUUUCUAUUUCAGCUCCCUCAAGAACUCCGUGAGCCCUUCAUAUCUGCUAUUGACCUAGGAACCAUAAGAACAAUGCCUAACAAGAGUAUGCCAGCUGCUCCCCAUCCUACUCCUGGAGCCUUAUUAAUGGGGGAUGCUUUCAACAUGCGCCAUCCCUUGACUGGUGGAGGAAUGACUGUGGCAUUGUCUGAUAUUGUCGUUCUGCGUAAUCUUCUCAAGCCCCUGCGUAAUCUCCACGAUGUCCCGGCUCUGUGCAAGUACCUGGAGUCUUUUUACACAUUGAGAAAGGUGAGGUGGGAUGGUGCUGUUAAUCCUGCCCAUCAAGGUGGCGGCAGGGGGAAAUGCAAUUUUCUGUCAUUGACUGAUUCCAUAGUUCUUCUUUGAUGUAAUUGGUUUUUAUAAUGCUGAUAAAUCUUGGUUUUAUAUAUAUGUAUGUAUAAUUUGUUUUUUUUUUUUUCUCCUCAACAGCCGGUGGCCUCUACGAUAAAUACCUUGGCGGGUGCAUUGUACAAGGUCUUCAGCGCCUCCUCCGAUCGGGCGAUGAACGAAAUGCGUCAGGCUUGUUUCGAUUAUCUAAGCCUUGGAGGAUCAUUUUCGGCCGGCCCCAUAUCCUUGCUGUCUGGUCUUAAUCCUCGCCCUCUGAGCCUGGUUGUUCAUUUCUUUGCCGUCGCAAUAUAUGGAGUUGGGCGCCUUAUAAUCCCAUAUCCUUCACCCAAACGAAUGUGGAUUGGGGCAAGAUUGAUAUCGGUGAGUCCCAAACCCGUUUCUUUUCUUUUGGGUAAUGUGAAGAAAUGCUCAAAAUUUCAUGAAAAUAUCAAGACAAUGGCUGUAGCAAAGAUUGAUGGCUUGCACUGUACUCAUACAUCAUUCUUAUGCAUGCUAUUACUAUCAUGCUUUCUGAUUUCCCCCACCUGGGGGAAGAUCUUCUGCCGCCACUUGUGUGAUUACUGCCGUUCUUUUGCCACAGCAGGGAGCUGCAAAUAUCAUACUUCCCAUCAUCAAGGCCGAAGGAGUCAGGCAGAUGUUCUUCCCUGCGACAGUUCCUGCGUAUUACAGAGCUCCCCCGACCAACUGA